AUGUCUGACACGCCGUCCAACGUUCGUAAUUACUUCAAAUUAGAACUUUUAAUAGCUCGUUCGCAUGUCAUACUUCGUCAGAUGUUUAAAAAGCGAUAUUCGCUAUUCACUGGUGGUCAAAUAUGGGACGAUUCAUCGGCAUGUGGAGGUAAUUAUUCAGUUAAUGUCAUUGGAAAAAGAAAAAAUAUUAAUUUAACAUCUGUACAAAAAAUAGCAGUUCAAAAUGGGGAUUCAAAUGAAUGGGAUUUAACAACAUUAACCGCUCUUUUAUUAAAUAGUGACCGUCCUAAAACUCUUAUCGCAAGUCAAAUACAACAAUUCGAUAACGAAGAUGUACUGUUAAAUCAAUUAAGAGAUAUUCGUAACAUGUUAGCUCAUCAUAAAUCAAAAAAUAUUAACGAUAUCGAAUUUAAUCAGCUAUGGUCUAAGGUAAUGGUUAUUCUAGUAGCUUUGGGCGGCAUAAAAUGUGAAUUAGAGGAAUUAAAAGGUGACAGUGUAUUUGAUCCAUCUGCUCAAUCGACAAAUGAAGAAAAUUCGAAUGAAGCUAUGCGUCUAAAUUCAUUAGGUAGGCAAGCUCAUGGAUCAGGUCAAUUUAAUGAGGCUAUAACGUUAUUUACAAAAGCGAUCGUCUUAUCAGGUGUUGCAAAUCAGAGUCGUGCCAUCAUCUAUUCAAACUUAAAUUCUACCCGUCUAGCUCUCUAUGAACAAAACUCAAGCUUUUUAUGCAUGCUGAAUAUAGAACAGUCGACAGAUGAACGGUAUCGUGCAUUACAGGACGCAAAACAAGCUCGAAUUCUUGCCCCUACAUGGUGGAAAAGUCAUUUUUGUGUCGGCAAAAGCUAUGCUAUUUUGAAUGAGCAUGAGAAAGCGAUCGUUUCAUUUGAACGAGCAUUAGCUCUCGAUCCCAGUAAUAGUGAAAUACGUGAAGCACUCGAUGAUAGUCGUCACGUACAUGGUCAACAAUCGCGACGCGAACACCUUGAUCCAAGACUUCAACCAAUAACAAUGGAAGAGCACUUAAAUGAAAUGAAAGAAAAAAUAGGUAUGGAUCCACAAAUAAUACGAUCAGGACACCAAGUUUGUGAAAAAAUGUUUCCGUCUGAAGCUGAUGUGGUCAGAGGACAUAAAUAUGAACAUGGUGAUAUCGAUGUUAAGCAAGAUUAUGAGCAAGCUGCUAAAUACUUCGCUAAAGCAGCUAGGCAGGGUAACACUGAAGGAAUGUAUAAUUUAGCUCGAUUGACAGAUAAUGGUUUAGGUGUGAAAAAGGAUCACAAUGAAGCUUUUAAAUUAUACAAACAAGCAGCUGCACAAUCACCACAACAUCCUAUACUUAAGGGUGUCCGAAAUACCGGUGUAGCCGAAGCUGAACAUGCUCUAGCGCUGAAAUAUAUGGAAGGUAUUGUCGUUCACAAGAAUCUAUCAGUAGCUACUAUGUGGUAUCAGCGCGCUAUUGAUCAUGGUAGUCCUACAGCAGCCAACAAUUUAGCUAUAAUGUAUCAGCAUGGCGAGGGUGUCAAUAAAGAUCUUGACAAGGCCAAAGAACUAUAUGAAUUAUCAUCAAGAAGAGGUGAUCCAAAUGCUAUGUUAAACUUAGCCGAGCUCUUAUUGGAUAAAAAUGACCUUGAAAUGUCUCGAAUUUGGCACGAUAGAGCCUGCGAAGCAGGCAAUAUACAAGCUCAAUCGAAUCGUCACGAUUUUCAAUUACUUUUAAAUAUCAAACAGCAGUAUUUACGUCAUCAUCAACCGAAUAUUGUGGGAAUGAGGAAUGAAUGCGAAAAUCUCGAUUUAUCAAACACAGUAAAGCCUAUUAAGAAACUUUCUCAUAGUAAACUUGUAUAUAAUCUUGACGAAUUGAAUGAAUAUGGUGAACGUGGCUCAAUAACCGCUAAAACGAUGUACACUGCUUUGCAACAUUUUACUCAAGCUUCUAAUGUACUUAAAAAAUCACAAACUUUAACGAAAGAACAAGAAAAGCAAUUCGUAUAUGAACUUGCACAAUGUUAUCGUACUGAAUAUAACGUAGCUCCAGUGUCAAGCGUUGAAAUACGUGAAAAAGCGGAUAAAAUUGUUGAUCGAAUACUCGAAGAUUUUGCUACUCAAACAGAUGCUAUGCCUUCACAACUUGAUGAAGAUGUUCGAACAUGUUAUGCUACAUUACAUAGAGAAUCUAAAGAACUAAUCGUUCAAUUUCUCGAACCAUGCAAACAGAGGUAUCCAAAAUCGAUCUAUUUUUUUCAAUUAAGUGCAGCAUUAAAUAGUUUACUAGGUCAUUAUGAAGCUACUUUGUAUGAUAUUAAUGCUGGUCUCGAGAUAGAUCCAAAGUGUUACAUACUUUUGUACCAAAAAGCGGUCAUACUGAAUUUCUUCGAUCUUCAACCAAAUGAAUUGAUCGAAGCUCAUCGAGCAUUCUUAGCAGUCGCACCCAAGGAUCAUCCAAAAGUUCCCGAAAUGUAUUAUGCAAUGGGCACUUAUUAUUUACUAAACGAUGAAGGUAUGGUACUGAUAGAUACAAUUAAAACAAUUUAUGAGCUUGGUCAAGAAGCAGAAAAAAUACAGUUGCCAUAUUUCCUACCGUAUGAAUCUAACAUAAGAGAUAGACUUAAAAAUGUAUUUGGCAUACAAACUCCUCGAAAUGACGAAAACGUCGUACUCUCUACUCGUAGAAAACGUCUAACAAAUCAGCAUCGAAUUGAAAUUAUUAAAAAGCAUCGAGAAUGGAUGGCCUACGCAUUACAAGUAAGGAAUAAUUCAAAGUUGAUCCUUGUAUCUGAAACCCAGAGACCUCGUGUUAAGCAAUAUAUAGCCAAAUCAUUAAUUGGUUUGAAAGCUAUUUCAAUAAGAGAAAUGAACCCAACGAAAGAUCAUGUUUAUAGUGGCUAUGUUUUAUCGGUAACAAUUAUCGAAGCAGCUAAUGCAUGGACUCCAUCAAUUCAUCUUGUUGUUGAAGAUGAAAAUUUUGAUUCUGAACGAAUGUUUGUAUAUGGUUUUCUCGAAACACAAGGCGAACGUUUAAUUAAUGAAGUGUUUACAAUUGGUAGUAAAAUGAACAUAAUUAAUCCAUAUUUACGUUUAGGCGCUAAUGAUCAUGAACCCUUAGUUCGAGUCGAUGACUUUGCAUCGAUCAUUAUGCAUAGUGAAUCUGAAAGAAUAAUAAAUAUGUGUCGUUGUUGCGGAGAAGGAAAUGCAUCACAUGUUUGCGGCAAAUGUAAACAAGCGCGUUACUGUUCAAAAGAUUGUCAAAUUAUGGAUUGGAAAUUAUAUCAACAUAAACUUAUAUGUAAAAAACAGUGAAUAAUAUUAUCAUUUAUCGCAUAUUAUUUCCUUUGAACUUAUGAUUCAUUUUUGUGUUGCUGUUUCAUUUCAUUUAAAUACCUAAUUAAACUUUAUUUCAAUAAUAAAAACACAAUAAGUAUUUUGAGUUAUGAAUAUGAUUAGUAUUUAAAGAGUAUCAGUUUAUUUCUCACAAGACUUGUUCUUAUUUUUUUACAUAAAAACCUGAGU
Molecule: messenger RNA, 3501 nt
Organism: Rotaria sp. Silwood2
Lineage: Eukaryota; Metazoa; Rotifera; Eurotatoria; Philodinida; Philodinidae
Source: the annotation of a GenBank genome assembly